Vanessa tameamea is the source of this 7754-nucleotide messenger RNA. It is a transcript of the gene rut, whose product is annotated as Ca(2+)/calmodulin-responsive adenylate cyclase. Gene Ontology annotation, molecular function: adenylate cyclase activity. Gene Ontology annotation, biological process: adenylate cyclase-activating G protein-coupled receptor signaling pathway; intracellular signal transduction; cAMP biosynthetic process. The record is from RefSeq and is a predicted model, not a curated record. The transcript is spliced from 22 exons. Gene Ontology annotation, cellular component: plasma membrane. Bases 372 to 5507 code for a protein of 1711 amino acids. NCBI's taxonomy places the organism in Eukaryota, Metazoa, Arthropoda, Insecta, Lepidoptera, Nymphalidae.
GCAAACGGCGCGCGCCCGCCAGUCAUCGAGCGGCGGUCUUCUAAGAUGCCACUGUAAAGCUCUGAGAGAGAUUUUUGAAUUCAUGUGACAUGCGCUCUUAUAUUUAUCAUAAAUUUUGAAUAAAAACAAGCGAUCUUUUUGGAUUUCAGUGAAUAAAUUAAGUGAAAGUGUUGUGCGUUUGUUAUUCAUCUUAUUCUUGCAAGUUAUUUAUUCCGAUUUCGAUUUACGCUUGUGCUGUGUUUAUGUUGGGAGCGCGGCGCCCGUUCCGUCCGGCGUGUUGGAGGGACGUCGCCCUCGAGGACUUCUUAUAGAGAUGAGGCGGAGGGAGGUACGUGAGGGUGCGCAGGCGAGGUGAGACGACGAACCGGAGCAUGGAUCACGCAGUAAAGGCGAUGUCGGCGCGCGGGCCGCUGGCGCGGUUGCUCGCGCGCCGCCGCUUCGAAUCCGCUGAACUAGAGGAGCUGUAUGCUCGCUACGCGUGCAAGCUACAGCGCUCCUCAGUGGGUUACGCACUUGCACUCUGGGCCGUGCUCGCUGCUGCGCUCGCAGGUGUCGAUGCCACGAGAGGUUGGCGAAGAGCGCCACAGGUGGGCGUGUUAAGCGCGCACGCCGUGCUAUGUGGCGGGCUCGCAUGGUGGUGCGGGCGAGCCAGCAGUGUGGCACCGGAAAGGCGCUUACCGCGCGCUUGCUGGCUAGCUCUCGCGGGUGGCGGCACGGCUUUAGCCGCUACGUUGCCCGCUUGGAACCCUGGAGCGGCGGCGGAAGGCGCGGCCCACGUAGUCUGGGCUGUUUUCGCUGCCUACGCGCUAUUACCAGUAGGCGCGCCAGUUGCAGCCGCUUUCGGUCUGCUUCUACCCACCGCACAUACUAUUGCUGCCGCAUUGGUGGCCCAUCGCUUUCCAUACCAUGUAUGGCAACAGAUGUUGGGCAACGUGGUUGUGUUCCUGUGCGUAAACGUGGUGGGUGCGCUGAUGCAUUCCCUCAUGGAGACGGCUCAGCGGCGCGCCUUCCUCGACACGCGCAAUUGCAUCGCAGCCAGACUCGACAUGGAGGAUGAAAACGAAAAAUUGGAACGCUUACUGCUAUCCGUGCUGCCUCAACACGUCGCUAUGGAAAUGAAGAAUGACAUAAUAUCGCCUGUCGAAGGACAAUUCCAUAAGAUAUACAUUCAGAAGCAUGAACAAGUUAGCAUCCUCUUUGCGGAUAUCGUGGGGUUCACGGUGCUAGCAUCGCAGUGUAGUGCGCAGGAGUUGGUGCGUCUUCUCAAUGAACUCUUCGGCCGAUUCGAUCAACUCGCCAAUGAUAACCACUGUCUUCGCAUUAAAAUCCUCGGCGAUUGCUACUACUGCGUGUCCGGCUUACCCGAGCCGCGCUCCGACCACGCGCGCUGCACCGUUGAGAUGGGGCUCGACAUGAUUGAUGCGAUUGCGUCAGUGGUUGAAGCGACCGAUGUACAAUUGAACAUGCGAGUAGGUAUUCACACUGGACGCGUGCUUUGCGGAGUACUGGGUCUUCGUAAAUGGCAAUACGAUGUCUGGUCCAAUGACGUAACACUUGCCAACAACAUGGAAGCUGGGGGCGAACCGGGACGAGUGCAUAUAACACAGGCUACAUUGGAAUGUCUCGGAGGAGCGUACGAGGUAGAGCCAGGACAUGGUGCUAGUCGCAACGCCUACUUGCGCGAUCAUUCAAUCCAAACGUACUUUAUUAUACCACCACCUAGAAGAAGAAAAAUGUGUCUAACAGCAGGGGUAGGACUGGGAUCUGGGUCACGUCGAAAGCUAUCAUUCAAAAAUGUAUCAAAUGUUGUGGUUCAACUUCUGCACUCCAUAAAAUUCAACGUGGACGUACCAUUUUCCAACAUGGCGGCUUCACCUCAAGAACUAAAAGCUAACGCUGCCAGAAAGGUGCUGGACCUGCGGCGCGCGCUGCACGCGGAGCCGGGCUCGGCCGAGGCGCUGCGGCUGGCGGCGCUGCGCGGCGAGCACGUGAGCGCGCCCGCCUCCGGCCCCGCGGCCGCCGCCCCCGCACCCGCCUCCGCCCCGCACCACCACACCUUCGACGCCGUCAUGCAGCACCACGCCCUCCGCACACACGCAACGAAUAAAGUGACGGAGAAGUUUAAGCGGCCGCUGAAAAAGCGUCAUUCAUCUGUGUACCAUCAGCCCACCAACCGCGUGAACAAGUACCUAGCGCAGGCGAUAGACGCGCGCUCCGUGCAUCGGGAGAAGGCUACUCACGUACAUCUCCUCACGCUCUGCUUUAAAGACGUCGAUAAGGAAGCACAGUACCGAUCGUCAACAGACGGCGGAUGGGCGGGGUCUCUCAGUGCCGCAUUAGGUGCUUUAGCGGCUGCAGGAGCACUUCAAGCUGCUAUUUUACCGCGCACGACGAUACUUUUACUACUUUUCGUGACUGCCUUUGCGUGGUCUGCCGCCGUGCUUGCUUUGACACUCGCAGCGCGUCUGAGGCUUAUUCCGUGCGAUGUGUCAAGACCAUUUGCGCUCAGAAAUGCAAUUACCACAUUCACCAUUGUUCUUGGUUAUGCAGUGGGUCAAGUUAAUGUUAUAACAUGCCGUGAAGUCAACGUAUGCAGAAAUCUAACCGAGAACAUAACGAUGGACGACAUUCGCUCAACUUCCGACCAAGUCUCGGCCGCGCUGUGGAGUAGUUCCGACCACCGAGCGUGUCCUAUCCCUUUGUACAUAACGCUCGGGUGCUGUGUCAGCAUGCUCGCCGUGGCCGUCUUCCUGCGACUACCUAUAUUGGUGAAGGGAAUCUUGUUGGCUGUGAUGACUGCUGGAUACGUAACUGUGAUAUUGGCUUACCAUAAACAUUUAUUCGACUGCUACGAUCUCAUGACGGAAUCUGGAUCGGUUGGUUCUGCGUACGUGGCGUGUGCGUGGACACUGGCGUUAGCGUUGGCGGUGCUCCUGCACGCUCGGCAGACUGAAUGGACGGCUAGGCUCGACUUUCUUUGGCAGGUGCAGGCGCGAGAUGAAAAAAGAGACAUGGACGCCUUACAGGCGUCAAACAGGAGAAUACUGUUCAAUUUAUUGCCAGCACACGUUGCCACACAUUUCUUAGACAAUCAGUUCAGAACUAAUAUGGACCUAUACCACCAAUCAUACCAGCGCGUAGGCGUAGUAUUCGCGUCCAUCACCAACUACCACGAGUUCUACAUGGAGCUGGAUGGGAACAACCAGGGCAUGGAGUGUUUGCGGCUGCUGAACGAAAUUAUUGCUGAUUUCGAUGAGUUGUUAGGCGAAGAUCGGUUCGAUGCUAUAGACAAAAUUAAGACUGUAGGUUCUACGUAUAUGGCAGCCGUUGGUCUCAUUCCCGAUAAGAAGAUGUCUGACGACGCAAGCACACGGAAACAUAUGGCAACUCUAGUAGAAUUCGUAUUUGCAAUGAGAGAUAAACUCAAAGACAUCAAUGAUAACUCAUAUAACAAUUUUAUGCUGCGUGUUGGUAUCAAUGUCGGACCUGUUGUCGCCGGUGUGAUAGGUGCCAGAAAACCUCAAUACGAUAUAUGGGGCAAUACCGUUAAUGUGGCGUCUCGAAUGGAUUCCACGGGCUUACCGAACCACACUCAAGUCACCGAAGAAGUGUUCCAGGUUUUAAAAGACAUGGCCUAUCAGUUUGUGUGCAGAGGUAAAGUCAAAGUAAAAGGAAAAGGUGAAAUGACCACCUACUUUUUAACGGAUAGGGCACCGUCUAACGGCAACACGCAGAACUCUUCAAACGGUCAACCGCAAAAUCCGCCAUCGGCUUAUGGCGGUGUCGCUACUCCACUUGCAAUGUUGCAAAAUUCAGCAAGAAGAGCUGCAGCGCAACCUUCGAGACUACCACCUGUUAGAGAAUCUUCAGUGGCUGGGGAAAAUGAGCCUCUCCUUCCCUCCAAUGGUCAUCAAAAUAACGGAAAUAAUCACAAAGGCAGCAAAGGGCGACGAAAUAAGGAGUCCGAAGAUACACCCCCUCCUCCACCACCGCACGGGAUCAAUGGCAAUCCUCGUUGGCCUCCUCCUCGAGCGCUAGUGCCACCCUGGCCACGACCGCAGGAGCCCCGCCCUCCCACUGUUCAUAAAAGAAGACCUCCGACCAGACUGCCUAGACCUCGAUCUAGUGAGAGUUUACCUCUAGCGAGAAGUCCGCGGGUCCAUUCUUCGGCAGAUGAACUGAGCUCAAUUACGCGCUCUCCGAGUUUGAGCUCCUCGGACGAGAGCUACUCUCGGACCACUGACGCUUCCCCCUCACCCCCUAGACCGACGCCAUGGCUGCCUCCCCCAAGACCUCAGCGUACUGAUCCUAACACCGCAUACGACUACCCGCCUAUUCGACUAAAUAAACCGACACCUAAUAUAAUUAAUGAAAUUUACGCAAAACACAAAAUGAACAAGAAGCCCUCCCUCGACGGAAAAAUCAUUGAAGGUAGUUUAAAUUUUCAAAAAGAGGGGGAGAAGAUACAGAGGAGCAUAAUUAAUAUGCUCCAGACCUCUGUGAAAAGAGACGGUUGCAGUCAAACGGACAAAAAGGACGUACCGCAUCGCCUUACACAGAGAACGAGUUCUUUUUCUAGCUCGGGUAGCCGCCCGAACAAUUUAAAACAUUUAAAUCAUGACACAAGAGAAGUAUUCACUAAGCGGAGCCCUUCGGACGUCGCGUGUGUACCGCCUUUCGAGAGAGAAAUACAAAGGCUGCUUGAUGAUAAAAAUUUAAUUAAAAUCAAUUCGCCAAAGGUCGAGAGAAAGGACUUAAAAUUAGAAUUAAGGGCGACGAACUCGUCAGUGGAGGCUGUUCGCAACUGCAACAACAACAACAGCAGCCCGCUGCACGCCGUGGGGCUGGCCGCCAUCACGCAGCUGGCGCGCCACGAGCCCGCCAGCCCCGGCCGCGCCCGCCCCGCGCCCUCCCCCCUCAAGCCGCCCGGGGACUUCCCCGGCGUGCUGCCCACCGACGUCGUCGUGGAGCUGCCGUCGCCCGCGCACUCCGCCGAGCGUAUCUCCGCGCCGAAUUCUAGAAAAAUGGAAGCUGUAUCAAAAGAAAAACCAGGGAAUGACGUACAGGACAGACUACGCAACCGGGUGACCACUUCUAGCCACAGAGAAAUGGGCAUCUACGGCGAGAGUCAGUCCGAAUGGAGCUCGUCGUGCUCGGAGGGCGAGGGCGACGCGGACGGCUGCCAGCCCGAGAGCACGGGCUACACGACGGACGACCCGGCGCUGGAGAACGUGUCCAUGCUGAACGAGGGCGGGCUGACGGACGCGGAGGCGGCGCUCAGCGACGUCAACUCGUGCUACUUCGACCGCGACGACGACGUGUCCUCGCGCGCCUCGUCCCGCCUGCUGGACUCCGAGGCGCUCGUGUCGCUGGAGUCGCUCAGCGCCAUCUACGACUCCGACGAGCCCGCGCACCGCUACCUGGCGAACAUCCGCACCGUCAGCGAGUCCAUCACCCGGAACUUCGGCCAGCCCGCGCACGUCACGGACGGCGAGAGCGACGUGUAGCGACCGCUCCUCUAUUGUUUCGGCGAUGAGUCUGUAUUUGCUCUCUAAAAGUAAAAAUGAAUACUCAGAAUAUAUUAUUUUGUAUUAAAUAUUUACGAUUUUAAAUAGUCGAAUCGAAUUAUCUCUUCGUUUGUACGUCUUUCUUUUAAACGAUCGUUGCUAUUCGAACUGCUGACGUGCCUCGUUGUUGUUUAAACGAAACUUAUUUGUACUUUAUAUUAUGUAAAUUGUCAAUAUGUACCUAUUAAUAUCACUGUAAAAUAUUCAUUGUAAAUUUGCGAGUGUCAUGUGAUGGCGGCUCGAUUCAUCUAGAAAUAUGCGGUGAUCUCUACAAUUAUAAGGUGCUCUGACUUAGAAUUAUUUGUUAUUUGUCUUGUGAUUAAGAAGUAGGUAUUUCAAUAUGAGCGACCAAUAUCUGUAAACAUCGGUGUUUAGUGUGAAGGGCUGGUCCCUGUACUGUAAAAUCUAUAGAAAUCAACAUAAACAAAAGUUCGCGUAUUCGACGAAAAUUUAGUGUGGUUUGAUAAUAAUGUAUUAUUUUGCAUUUGAACAUUACACGUCUAGUAAUAAUGUUACCACAUUUAAUUAUUCUACAUUCUUACAUACUUUUAUUUCUUAUAUUUCAUAUUAUAUAAAAAAAUCAAAUCUUAAAACUCCGCUAUAAUUUUCUCACUUGAUUCUAGUCACUUCUCACAUAUUUCUGUUAUAUGCAUGUUUUUUAUGACAAAUAUAUAAAUUUGAUAUAUCUAUAUACUUAAUAUUAGUAAUUAUUUCAAAACAAAAUUUUUAGAUGUUAAUAAUGUACAAGCGCGACUAGAUCUUUAUGAUAUGCCUUACCUUAUUAAUGUUUGCCUUUUAAUACUCCAUCGUAGUUUAUAAAGAUGUGAUCAAUUGUAAGUGUUCAAAUAUACUAAAAAAAUCUUUAAAAACAUAUUUUUUCCAACACAUUUUUUGCAUUAUAGCCUUCAGUCACGUAGUUAUAACAAUAAAACCCAAAGUACAACUGAUACAUAAACCAGUACCGAAUAUUUGUUGUAGAAUAUUCUUCAUUAUUAUAUUUAAAAUAUUUUGUUAUUUAAUGUAAAAAAGUUUUGUGUCAAUUUCGUGUAAUUCAUAUGUGUUAGUAUAAGAUUUAAUGCAGAGAACAACUCAUUCAAGACUAAUGUAGACGUGAUUUUGUAUUCUGUUUGACCAUUUCUGAAGCUUAUUGUAAUUAACAAAGGAAGUACUUAAAUAAAUGCGAUAAUGUCGAAUGAUUCUUAGUUUGCAGGCAUUAGAAAGCAAUUAUUAUUUUCUGCCGUCGCUUGUAUUAAGCGUUUUGUUUUUGAAUGAUCUUGAUUUUUAUAAAAGUGUUACCGUAUUAUUGGAUCAAAUGCAACAAUUAUUAUCAUUAAAAAGCGGUUUUUAUUCUAUCUUUAAAAUGUGUUAUUUAUUGGACUCAUACGUUUCAUAUAAAAAAAAUGACGUGUACAGUUUCUACAUGAGCGGGAAAAUAACUCCAAUGGGAUCUAGUGAAUUGUUGGUAAUCUUUGUAAAUAUUGUUAAUCAUCUGUCUAGUGCUGUAAUCUUAAGUAGUGUAUUGUUCUGUGGAGAUAUAUUUUAUUUUUGGAAGAGAUCUCUUAUUUGCAAUGGGUCUUCUCAGUAUGUCAAUUUAAAGAGUCUCUCGUUAACGUGUUUAGGUAUAGUGCCAAAUAUUUUGCGUAUAUGCUUAUAAUAUAUUGUAUUUAUUUCAGUGCUAAUAAGUUUUGUCCUAAUUCGAUCAUAUUAUAAUUAUUUUAACAAAGUUCGUUAGGGAAACUCACUAAGUAAUUCAAAUUUUUGAAGUAAAUAAAAAUAACAAUAUUUGUAGAAAUUUUUAUAUCCGAUAUCCCUUAAAAUGUGGUUAUUUAAAGAGAAAAAAAAAGGAUGAAGACGUAUAAAGUAAUUAUUUUAGCAUAUUUAAAACUGAUUAAGCUGUUUGUGACAAAAAAAAUGCGGGAAUUAGGAAAAUUCUCUUUCUACGUUUUGGUGUACAAACUAUAAAUGAGAUUACGAAUUAUUUUAGUUUGAAAUAAUACGUUUCAUACAAAAUAUCCCCGAAUUAGCUUUCAUACUAAAUAAUAGCCAAAAUAUCUUGUGUAUCAAUAUUUUUUGUAGAUAUUAUAAUCUUAAAUUGCUGCAUAUUCUAGUAUAUUAUGUAUUUUAUUUAUUUAAUUCAAUUAAGCAAUAUUGAUUACAUUUAAUUAAAGCGGUUUACAUUACCUGGAA